Molecule: messenger RNA, 4036 nt
Organism: Liolophura sinensis
Lineage: Eukaryota; Metazoa; Mollusca; Polyplacophora; Chitonida; Chitonidae
Product: proton channel OtopLc-like
Exons: 9
Coding region: 1-2505 (834 amino acids)
Biological process (GO): proton transmembrane transport
Cellular component (GO): membrane
Molecular function (GO): proton channel activity
Source: RefSeq, a predicted model, not a curated record
AUGGCCAAUUUAGCGACGCUCAAUAUCAUUGUCAGACCGUCUCGCUUUAAUGACGGCUUCAUGGCCACAGAAGGAUGCGCCUCAAAAGAACCACGUGACCUCCAUCCGUCUUUUCAACAACAACAACAAUUGCGGGACAAUGGGGAAUCGGACGACUUCUCUGAAACAGAACUUGUGAUUCGCGAGGAUUUCGAAGACGGUCACCCAGUUGUCACGAACUAUCUCAUAGUUGACCCAGCAAAGCACUCCGCGCCGUCUCACUCAGACGUCAACAAGGCUAAAUCCGCAACACAACGCAAGGCACCGGAGGCACAUCACGCUGUCGAGAAGAAAAAAGACGAUCCCCCAAACCAAAAGAAACAAAACCUUGGUGGCAUAGAGGUUUGUUUCUCUGAUUUGAACAACGUCGCAGCCCUCGAUCCAACAUCCAGCAGCACGGAACAAAUCGCUCCAGAAGCAGACCGGAAGUCAGACAACCUGCGUCCUGCUUCCGCUGUAAAUUUCGCCCCGGAAGAGCGACCUCCACUGAAAGGGGCCCUGAAGAAAGCCACUUUCAAGCUUGAGGGAGAGGAUAGCCACGAAAGUACGGAGAGCUAUGCAGACAGUAGUGUCAGCGUUUUGGAGGAUUCCAACAACAACGCUGACGUCACCUCGGGAAGUCCACGCAGAGACAGUUACGUUCGCAUGAUCAGCAAAGACUCUGACAGUGUUUUCUCGGCAGAGGAUGACUUCAGAAUCCAGCAAACCGGAAAACGUCUGGCCUGUACAAUAGAUGCCCCACUAAGGAAUGGGUUGUUUAUUGUCCUGAGUGGUAUAUAUGGUAUGAUCAUCGUGGUUCUUGGCGGCGUGCUUCCAAUCGCGGAGGUUUUUGAAGGCCCGGAGAACACGUACUAUAUAGAGGGCUAUUACGUGUUCCUGUAUGUGGUCAGCAUAGCGUUCAUGGGUUAUGUCUAUCUGUAUCUGCUGAGAAGCAAACAGCCGUCAAACUCUUCCUGGAUUCCUGGAUGGCUGCUGACCUCGGCUUCACAGGCGUCCGCAGCAGCGUUACCGUCACCGGCCAGGCAUCGCCGACGCAGAAUCUCUGUGGACAUCCGCAAAAAUAAACAGACCGGAAGUUUUUAUCUGCGUCUCGGUGCAGUUGGAUUCGGUAUCGGCAGCAUGAUUCACAGCGGUCUUCAGUUCGGCGAAUACUUCCAGGUGUUGUCCGGUCCGUCGUUGUGUAGCGGACCUCUGCAGGCUCUCAAACCCAUUACCCAUCUCAUGUUCACCUUUGUCCAGCUCUACUUCAUCUUCCUCAACGCCAAGAUGUGCAUCAACAAGUUCCAGACGGUGGCUCGAUUCGGUCUGAUGCACAUGAUCGGCACAAACAUGUGUGUUUGGUUCCGGAACAUAAUCGUGGAGACCCUGCACGAGAUUCACCAGCACGAGAGCCUUCAUAACAUCCACGGCGACGCCAACAAACAUGACGUCACCGCACAUGCCGUCCAGUACCCAAAAACUUAUGACGUCAACAAAUCUGCACACUCUAUACACCAUAGAUCCGUAACCUAUGACACUGCAAGUACAGACCAGAACCUUAGUCAUCACGUCGCGACGAACGGAGACUCUUACCACCUGCCGGAAAUCUCGUGUCACUUUAAUGACGUCAUGGGUCGGGUGGUAGAACAGGCCGGUCCCUAUCUUUACCCCUGUACUAUCGAGUACAGCCUAAUAUGCGCAGGUAUUCUCUACGUCAUGUGGCGUAAUGUGGGUCGUGACCACUCUCGUCAUCUUCCUCCUGCCGUCGACGGGGAAAUCGGACUUUACAAACACCGCAUGAGCGUGGACUGUUCUAACUCUCACCGAGGCCUCUUUAUGGGAAUCUUCCUGUUCGUUUUCGCCGUGAUCUCAAUUAUAGCGUUCUUCGUGCUCAUCCGGAAAGACGGCAUGACCUACACUGCCGUGAUUUUCGUGAACUUGUGUGAGAUCACCACGUACACCUUAGGGACAGUUGCCACCGUGGUGGCAUUUCACCGGAUGCGGACGUUGUCUUACGUCAUGCGCGGCGGCAACUUGGAAGACAACCUCAUUCUGAUAUCUCUCAGCGGUGUCUACGUCUUUGCCAUCUUUAGCAUAAUCGCCGCCACCAACGACACUGAGAUGGACGGUGGAAUCUUCUUCGUCUUCGCCGAUUUGCUGCUGAUGCUACAGUCGACGAUUCAAACAAUCUUCAUGGUCAGCGGUAUGAGAAUGUACGCCACAAAAUCGGUGCAGGAAAGAGAGAAACCCGGCCGAGAGAUGGUGACCUUCCUGCUUGUGAGCAAUAUCGCCAUGUGGGGAAUGACGACGUUCGAGACGCAGAGGGCAGAACACAAUCCAAUCCAGCUUCAUUUUUACGGAUACCUGUCUUGGUCUAUACUCACCCAUAUCUCUGUUCCUCUCGCCAUUUUCUUCCGUUUCCAUUCGACAGUUUGUCUCUCAAACAUUUGGAAACAAGCUUGGAAAAAGCGGGCAGCAUUGCUUUAGGUCACUCACCAUUUUUAUUCUAGUUUAUUUUUUAUAUUCACUUCUCAGUGUCCAAUAAUUUAAAAUUUAAAGCAGAAUUUCGUAAUAACCAUUGCCGCGAAGCUUUCAUGAUGUUUUGUUAUGAUAAUCUUUUUCUCAUACAUAUAAUAAUGAUGCGAUAGACGCCCGUGUCUCAAUAUUCACGGAAGCCAAAUACUCGGAAAGCUAUAUAUUACCCUGAAUAUGAAUGCAGAAAUUUGUCAUAAAAUAUUUAAUUACUUUUUAAAUUUAUUUUACAGACCCUACCAAGCAUUAUAUAUAAUUUUAGUUAUAGUUAUAUUUGACGAUGUUAACUAUACCUUCAUCGCAUUGAACUAUACGUUAUUGUCUAAUUCUCAGUUGUCUUUUCAUUUAUUGUGAAAUAUACUAAAUACACCAAUUUUGGGGAAACUGUUUUUAGACAUAACUUGGUUAGUUUCUUUUAAAAGUUUGCAUCAGAAAGUAGUUUACUCCCUGAGCGAACAUUCUCAGAACGUAGGGUAUAGACAUUACCGCUUUAUUUGUCUCGUAGUAUCUUACUUUUUCUGUUAAAAAUCUAAAUGCAAGAAGAAAGAAUUUCAUGCAAGGGUGACGAUUGUAUGUCACUAAGUGGCUAUUUUUGUUAAAUUAUGGAAAAUAAGUGUUUCUGGAUUUUUCCAAAUUAAAUAUCUUGUAGAAGUGUUUUACAAAGAUACGUGUAAAACAGGACGCGGCAGUGGUUGAAGACGGACUGAAGUGUAUAGCUAUCAGAAAUUGUGUUUGUAUACUCAGAGAAAUUAUGUUAUUCAGUCUUUCAUUGUGCAUACGCCAUCUUGCCAUUGCAGUGUUUAUCGUCGUUAUGGAAAUUAUAUUGAUCCCUUUUUUGUGAUACAUUGCAUUUUUAUAGAGGUUAGCUGUGAUCAUAGUACACACACAUUGCAGCCUCACAGCAAAGAACUACGUAAUUUUUUCUUCUGAGCAUGGGACGCAUAUGUAAGGUUACAGCGUUCCCAGCACUACUAAUUUGCCGCCUGUAACACUUCAUUCUGCAUCAUAUUUAGUGUGCAAUGUGACAAUAAUAAAAAUAAUCUAAAGUUAGCAAUGGGAAUAUGUAGACCUGUUUGUGGAAGCAAACGUCUGGUUCAUGUUUGCACUAUUUGGUUCACAGCAGAAUGACUUGGUUCGCACGUUAUACUAGUAUUCUACACUUACAUUUUGUUUGUUACCGUUUCACAUUGAUUUCACACUCCUGUCUUUGUUGGCUUUUUAAUAGGUUUCCUGAAAUGAGUAAAUUUUCGUGCUAAUUUACCAAUGAAGUCACUGUUAUAUAAGAAAAUACUUUUUGUAGUAUAUUUUGUUUCAUUAUUUCAUAAUUCCUUGUUCCUUUGUUUUGUUUUAUGGCGUCAUUGGUCUGUAUUAGGAAGUUUACGGUAAAAACAUACUGCUUCGCUCAGUUAAAACGUGUACAUUGUUUAAUAAAUCAAAUCAUUUUAUAACAGAUUGUAGAAUUUAUGUGUAAAUAAAAGGGUCUGUC